CUGGGGGCAACAUGUCGGGGCUGAACAUGAUGGAGCUUGAGGGUUGUCGAGACCUGCUAGGUCUAAUAGAAACUCCCGAUAUCCUUGCGCUAUGCGACACCAUUACCAACCGCUUGGUUCAGCCCCAGAACCGCCAAGCUUUUAGAAACCUAGUUCCGAGGAGUCCAUAGACAUAGCCUUUCUACUUACCCCGAAAUCUGCACCAACUAUCGCACUGUUUAAAGAGAAAGCUGAGAACUAGAGGGGGUGAAGUGACUUGCCCGAAAUCAGAGGUGGGCUGGGGGUCCCCUGGCUGCAUUUUGAACUCUUAAGGAGCGAGUUACAGAAUUCGAACGUUGUCACCAAAUACCUGGAUGAGCCAGAGGAAGCCUGUUUACCAUAUGAAAAACUAAGGGAUUUAAGACGACUUGCAAAGCGCAGCUGUAAAUCUGAUUAAGAAGUGGUCAGAAUUUGAACUCGGGUCUAGGUGGCAAGAGCAGCUAGGGAGCGCUGGCCCUGGAGUAAGGAGAUAAGACUUAAAUCUGGCCUCAUCCUCUUAAUAACUGUGACUUUGGACAAGUCACUUAACUAUGCUUCAGUUCUUUUAUCCGAAAAAUGAUCUGGAGAAAGAAAUGGCAAACCACCGCAGUAUCUUUGCCAAGAAAACACGAAAUUGGGCAUCGUGUAUAGAGCUUUGGACUUUGGAGUCAGGUAAAUAUGCCAUUCGUGCAAUAUUAGCUUACAGUCAAAGUGCUGAAGAACUUUUGAAGAGAAAGAAAGUGCACAGAGAAAUCAUAUUUAAAUAUCUAGCAACAAAAGGAAUAAUUGUACCCCCAGCUUCUGAAAAGCACAAUCUUAUUCAGUAUGCAAAAAAUCACUGGAACAAGGAGUUGAACUUGGUGAAUGAAACAUGGGAGAGCGUUUCAAAGACAGACAUCAUACGAUCUGAACAAGAAAAAGGAGAAAAAGAAUAUGAACAAUUUGACGAGUGUUACAAGUUAGGAGAAGAAUUUUGCCAGUGGUUCUUUGAGCUUCUCAACUCUCAGAAUCCUUUAUUUGGACCCCCCCAAGAACAAUGGGGACCACAGCACUUCUGGGAUGAUGUCAAGCUAAAAUUUUGUUACAAUACAUCAGAACAAAAUGUGAUAGACUAUUAUGGUUCAGAACUGGUGAGCCUUCGUUUACUAUCUCUGGUGAAAGAAGAGUUUCUUUUUCUUAAUCCUAACCUAGAUUGCAAUGGCCUGAAGUGUGUAGCUACUCCACAUGGAUUAGUUAUAGUUGCAGUUGCUGGCACUGUCCACCGAGGCAGCGUUUGUUUAGGUAUCUUUGAACAAGUAUUUGGACUCAUCCGCAGUCCUUUUCUAGUAAACACUUGGAAAAUAAAAUUUGUCAAUCUGAGGAUUGUUGGACAGAAUUCCAUUGAAUCUGGAGUGACAGUGGAAAAACCUUCAAAUACACUGGGAUGCAGUGCAGGAGAACCGUAUAAUGGAAAUGGAACAACGUGUAGUAGAAAUGAAGCAUUGCUUACUGAAACCUCUGCUUUGUGUGGUGGAAAUGAAAACCAGGCACCAUGUCGUAAAAAUGAGGCAUCAUUUCAUGCGUGUCAACUGGAAUUAACUAAUCCUCCAAAACAAUGAGUACAUCAGUAUGUCUAAUUAAAAAACCUUUUUAUUCAGAAUCUCUUCAGCUUAUGUGGUACCAGUAUUGCUCAAAUGAUUUCAGGUUUGCAGGGUUUGUCUCAAUUGAGAUACUUUUGUUGACUAUAGACUAAAAAUUAAUGGUCAAUACUUAUCUCUUUCCACUUCGGUUUGGGCAAAUAUUGUGAGAUUUUGAUGAAGUUCAUCAAAUAAAAUCUCACUUUAGAUUUUAUAGUUAAUAAUGUGCCUUAGAAAUCAAGUGAGUUUCAUUUUAUAUUUCUGAAAUUCUAAUUCUUUCAAAAUGUCUUUAUAACAGAGAAAAAUGUGUAAUGAUGUGACUAUUUCCUUGCUAAGUUCUUAUUUUAAGUUGUAUAUAUGUGUAGUUGGAUGUUUCGGAAGCAUGUUUCAUUGAGCAGCUGUAAUGGAAAGCAAAGUGGUCAUUUCCCCAUUUGAGUUUCUGAAUGGUAGCCUUCAUACAAAAUCAGAAAAUUGAGCUACUGGAUGACAAACUCUUAUAUUUAUUUAUUAAGGGAAAAUUCUAGGGGUCGGUGCUAUGACUAUUCAUUGUGCAAACAUCACAAAAUUAAAACAUCAAAACAUUUUCUCAAACUAUUUUGGCAGAAUAUAUUGACACAUAUUGAUUUCAAAAUGAGCAAACACUGAUCCUUAUUCAUGCCUAGUUGAUAAAAGAGGCAGCUUUUCACUACAACACCUUUCUAUUCUAAAAUCAUCUUAAUUAGCCUAAAUUUUUUUAAAAUAGUAAAUUCUACUCUCAAGGUUUUUUUGGUGGGGUUUUUUGCUUAAUUUGUGAUAUACACUUUUGAGUUAUAUACUUCAAUUGCCAUAAAUAAAAAAUGAAAACAAA
Monodelphis domestica (gray short-tailed opossum) is the source of this 2481-nucleotide messenger RNA. Lineage: Eukaryota; Metazoa; Chordata; Mammalia; Didelphimorphia; Didelphidae. The record is from RefSeq and is a predicted model, not a curated record.